UAAAAUACGCGGAAGUUGCGGGCGGAAGUAGCCUCGACGGAAGCGGUCGGGUCUGUCAGGGCAGGAAAAAAUUUGCAGAAUUUGACACAAAGAGGUGAACCCCACCAAACAACACCGCUUAUCCCCCCUUUUCCUCGACACCGGCGUCCGCUGCCAUGAUCCUGUUAGAAAUUAAUAACCGCAUUAUCGAGGAGACGCUGACGCUCAAGUUCGACGGCGCAUCCAACGGAACCAAACCAGAGGCCGUCGAUGUGACGUUUGCGGACUUCGAUGGCGUCUUGUACCACAUCUCCAACCCCAAUGGGGACAAGACCAAAGUGAUGAUCAGCAUCUCUCUGAAGUUCUACAAGGAGCUGCAGGAUCAUGGAGCUGACGAGUUGCUCAAGAGGGUCUAUGGGAACUUCCUGGUUUCACCAGAGGCGGGCUACAACGUGUCCCUCCUCUACGACCUGGACGUUCUACCAGCCAACAAAGAUGAGGUUGUCCACCAGGCCGGCAUGCUCAAGAGGAACUGCUUUGCCUCAGUGUUUGAGAAAUAUUUCAAGUUCCAGGAGGAAGGCAAAGAGGGCGAGAAGAGGGCCGUGGUCCACUACAGAGAGGACGAGUCCAUGUAUUUGGAGGCCAAGAAAGACAGAGUGACGGUGGUGUUCAGCACAGUGUUCAAAGACGACGACGACGUCAUCAUCGGCAAAGUCUUCAUGCAGGAGUUCAAAGAGGGUCGGAGAGCCAGCCACACAGCUCCCCAGGUGCUCUUCAGCCACAGGGAGCCUCCUCUGGAGCUGAAGGACACAGACGCCGCCGUCGGGGACAACAUCGGAUACAUCACUUUCGUCCUGUUUCCGCGUCACACCAAUGCCAAUGCCAGAGACAACACCAUCAACCUCAUCCACACCUUCAGGGACUACCUGCACUACCACAUAAAGUGCUCCAAGGCCUACAUUCACACACGUAUGAGAGCCAAGACGUCAGACUUCCUCAAGGUGCUGAACCGCGCUCGACCCGACGCAGAGAAGAAGGAGAUGAAGACCAUCUCUGGAAAGACCUUCUCCCGCUGAGGCCGACCCUAACCUGAAGAAGUACAAUCCACCCCCGCCCCCCCACCUCCUGUGGGCAUGCCCAGACGCGCCACAAUGAGACUUAACGCCACAUCAGACCGGACUUCAGGAAGCCUCUAAUUCCCCGCCCGCCCUCCCAGCCUCUCAUGUCCAGACUUUUGUUUUGUUUUUGUUUGUUUUUUUUAUUCUUAUUUGGUUGAAUAAUAAUGCUGUCCGUACCUGAGGAAACCCUCACAAUACAUGGAAAAAGGGCAUUCCUUGCUUUGCAUAGUUAAAAAGAAAAGAAGAAUUAUUAGUCCUAUAUAAAUAUAUAUAUGAUAAAACUGAAAUUUUUGAUACGAUAUCUUUUACUCCAUUUGGUACUCUUGCUUGCCCUCACAGUCAUGAUGGAUGAUUUCAGUCCCCUCUGUACUUUCAUGUCUUCUGUACCGUUGUCAUGAAAAAAAGAGAAAUAAAUCACGCUUUAAAAAAAGCAUCUUUUU
Messenger RNA from Haplochromis burtoni (Burton's mouthbrooder), 1537 nucleotides. RefSeq names its product actin related protein 2/3 complex, subunit 2 (gene arpc2). Bases 156 to 1055 code for a protein of 299 amino acids. Gene Ontology annotation, cellular component: Arp2/3 protein complex; actin cytoskeleton. Gene Ontology annotation, biological process: Arp2/3 complex-mediated actin nucleation; actin filament polymerization. Gene Ontology annotation, molecular function: actin filament binding; structural constituent of cytoskeleton. NCBI's taxonomy places the organism in Eukaryota, Metazoa, Chordata, Actinopteri, Cichliformes, Cichlidae. The record is from RefSeq and is a predicted model, not a curated record. The transcript is spliced from 10 exons.